AUCGGCCGCAUCCGCGCAUAGACGUCGCCAACAGGUCUGAAUCACGAUCACGAUGCUCCGAACAGGUCCCUCGUAGGUCUGAAUGGCGGCGGUGGGCAGCAUUCGGGUCGACCUUCCGUUUGUGCUCUCGAGCGAAUUUCUACCUUUCGGCUAAGGCAAAGGAAAAAUUCGAGGAGAAGGGAAAAAUGGAGCGCCUGCUGUUGAAUCUGCUCGUGUCCGACAGCGCUACAAUACAGGAGGCAACUAAGGAGCUCAAGAAAGUACUUCAGAAUCCCGAAAGUGUGCCAGCUUUGUACCAACUUGUCCUAACGUCGUCGAAUCCAGAGGUACGGCAGUAUGCGACUCUCAUUCUUAGGAGACGUUACACUAAGGGAAAGUACUGGACAAAAUUGUCUGUACCUGUACGAACCGAAUUUAAGAAAAUUAUAUUACAGGCCCUAGAACAUGAAUCGGUAAACUUGGUUAGAAAUAGUAUAGCUCAAUUAAUAGGUGUUAUUGUUAAACAUGAAUUACCUACAAAUAGCUGGCCAGAAAUUAUACAUUAUGUGCAACGGUUAAUCACGAGUGAAAGAUUGGAGGAUAAAGAACUAGGCCUUUAUACUUUAUCAAUUAUGACAGACGUUACUCCGGAUGCUUAUACCUCGCAUGCCAGAUCUCUGGUAAUGCUCCUCGCUCAAACGUUGAGCAGUCUUCAGAGCUUAGGAAACCCUGCUGCUUUUUACAUUUUGAACACAUUGCGACAUCUCAUUCCUGCAGCUAAACACGACGAAACGACAGUGCACACGUACGCUACAAUGAUGCCGCUCAUAAUGACCACGAUUCAAGCCUUCUCCGAAACCGAAAACGACACUUUUGCCAUCCAGAGUUUCGACUUGCUGGACGAAUUGUGCGAGAAUAUGAUUACCGUGAUAACACCCCACGUGAAACCUCUUGUCCAUAUGUGCCUUACGAUCAUCGCCAAUAAGCGUACGGACGAACUCUUGAAAGUUAGGGUGAUCAGUUUUAUCGGAUGGCUAGCGAGAUUAAAGAAAAAGGCUCUUGUGAAGCACAAGUUAGUGGAACCUAUCGUCGACAUGUUAUUCGCAGUCAUGAUGAGUAAGCCAGACGAAGACGAUGAUUAUUCAAAUGCAGAAAAUGAUAAUACCGUUUUAACGAGCGCUACGCAAACUUUGGACUUGCUCGCGAUGAAUUUGCCGCCGGAGAAAUUAAUUCCACAUUUGUUGCGGCACAUCGAACCUGGAAUCAGAAACACAGAUGAUUACGUGAAGAAGACGUCGUACGUGGCUAUAGCUGUGCUAGCGGAAGGCUGCGCCGAAUACAUCCGUUCGAACUACCUUGAAUUCUUUCUGCGAUGUAUCUGCGAGGGAAUCUCCUAUCCCUCGCCCAUCGUGCGCAACGCCGCGCUUUAUGCCUUGGGACAAUACUCCGAGCACCUGCAACCGGAGAUCUCGCAGUACUCGUCCGAAUUGUUGCCCGUACUGUUCGAAUACCUCGGCCAGGUGUGCUCGUACAUCAAGCAAGAGAAGAAGGAGCCGCACGCGGUCGGCCGUAUGUUCUACGCUCUUGAGAUGUUCUGCGAGAACUUGCACGAGAGGAUCCUACCGUACCUGCCGAAGUUGAUGGAGAGGCUGUUCGACAUCCUGAACGCGGACACGUCGUCGCACGUGAAGGAGCUUACCUUGAGCGCGAUAGGCGCCGCCGCUUGCGCCAGCAAGGAGCAUAUGCUACCGUAUUUCGAAACUAUCAUAAACAUUCUCAACAAUUAUCUUACCACGGAGCCGAGCGAGGAAAACAUGUGUCUUCAAGUUCAGGCAGUCGAUACUCUCGGAGUGAUAGCCAGGUCGAUAGGCAAGGAACAUUUCGCCCCGUUGGCGGCCACGUCACUCGAUCUUGGAAUAAAACUAUUGAGAAGUACGAUUGAUCCGGACUUGCGGAAAUCUCUCUACGGACUGUUCGCCGCUAUCAGCACGGUAAUGAAGAAGGAGAUGGCUGUGACCCUGCCCGAAAUUGUCGAGUACAUGAUAAUGAGUAUACGGAGCGCGGAUGGGAUUUUGAUGCAUUUUAAGGACGACGACGCUAACGCUCUCACAGUUUACGACGAUCUCAGCGACACCGAGAAUGAACGAGAGGACGAAGAAGAAGACAUCGAAUGCACGGAUAACGAGGAUGAUAACGACGAGGUCGAAGGUUAUAGCGUUGAGAACGCCUAUAUGGAAGAGAAAGAAGAAAGCGUUAUGGCGCUGAGGGAAAUUGCCGAAUAUACAGAAGAAGCGUUUAUGCCAUACCUCGAAAGAUCCUUCGAAGAGAUUUUUAAAUUGAUCAAUUAUCCUCAAGAAGAUAUACGGAAAGCGAGUAUAGAGGCUCUAUUACAGUUCUGCAUUAAUUUAUCGAAAAUCAAUACCGACGAAGGUAAAAAGGCACUGCUGAAGGCCCUCUCCAUGUUUAUCCCGAAAUUGUCGGAACUGAUAAGAUUAGACGAAGAGCCGACAGUUGCCAUUUGCGGUUUGGAGGCGUAUCAGGAACUUUUAAGAGAAGUCAAAUCGGAUGUUAUCGUCGGUGUGGGUCACAAAGAAGCCAUAAUAAAUUGUGUGAUGGACGUGAUGAAAGACAAAACAGCGUGUCAGGAUCAGGAAGAGGUCGAAGGCAUUGACACCGAAGCCGAACAAGACGAGCUACUGAUAGAAUGCGCGGGGACUGUGUUUUCCAGUUUGGGAAGAGUGCUCUCAGCAGAGGACUUUGCACUCUACUUUCAAACCAUGUUGCCUUUCUUUCUAAAAAGACUGAAAAUGGAUAAUUCGGAAGGGCAAAGAUCCUUCGCUAUCGGUACGAUAGCUGAAUGCUUGCCCGGACUUAGACACAUGACGGCUGCGUUUGUCCAGCAACUGCUUCCUACUUUUCUGCAAACUGGGGCCCAGGACCCCUGCAGCGAAGUUCGUAGCAAUUGCUUCUUCGGAAUCGGAGAACUUGCUUUCUACGGAAAAGAAGCUGUUUAUCCACAUUAUCCUAAUAUUCUCCAUACUUUAUCGUGUGCCAUUGCAAAAGAGACGGAUGCAGCUACACGUGAUAACGUGGUUGGGGCGAUUGCACGGCUUAUUAUCACGAAUUAUUCGAAUUUGCCACUUGAACAAGUAUUUCCAGUUUUUGUUGAACAGUUACCUUUGAAGGCAGACUUUCAGGAGCAUAAAGCCGUAUUUAAAAGUAUUCUUACGUUAUAUCAAGCCGGAGUCACUCUCCUACAGUCUUACAUUCAUACAUUGUUGAAAGUCGCAGUUAUCAUACUACAUGAAGAAAAGACUGUCGAUGCUGAAACGCAAAAUCUGGUUAUGGAAUUUAUCAAGUCUGCUCAGCGAGAUUUUGUGAACGAUUGGAAUACACUUUUCACCGAGCUGCCUCCGGAAGUUGUCGCGAACAUUCAACGUAUAUUUUCUUAAUGUAAAUGAUUAGUCAUGCAUGACAUUUUUAAUCGUUUUUUGAACAUCCAAAAUGUUUAUUGAUUCGCAUGUUGAUCGGUGGGAACGACUUUUGUUCAAGUACGUAUUUUAAAGUUAAUUUUCUUUUUCGCAAUUAGAAUCCUAUUGAGGAGUAACGUUGAGCAAAUGAGAUACGAGGCGAGAAUAAUUGCAGUUGAUUAAAUAUACCUACAUUUCAGCUUUAUAGAUGAAUACUCAUCGGUUUUUUUUAUUUUUUGUUUAUUCGCCGUCUUUCAUUACGAUAUAGCUUUACAGAAUGCCCAUUUGUGACUUUCCUUUAAUAAGCGAAUAAUUUAUAUUAUCUUACAAUUAAACGCGCAGUUUGUUGUCUUUAUGACACACGCAUCAAGACACAAUUCUUCCUUUACUCUUCUGCUAUGAAUAGAUACCCCGUGAACGUUGUAUAGUAAAACGAGAAAGGAGAGAAAAGUCUAGGGAGAGAGGAAUCUAGAAUAUCUGAAUUAUGGAAUUAUUUAGGGAAUCUCGCGAUUUCCUCUCGCGUCGUAUAGAUUUUUUUUUUUAGACUUGCUCACGGAAUUGUAAUUGAAUCUAUGUAGAUUUAUAAAGUCUUCAAUUCGUCCAAUGAGCGUGUAGAUAAAAGAUCUGGUUGACAUGCAGAAGCGGACAUACAAGCUCGCUUUAAUGAGCGAAAUUCUGCCUCUAGCAUAGGCGUCGACGUCACUGUUACCGACGAGCAGAAAUUAGCCCGUCUUCUUUCUUUAUGUCUGCAAUCAAAAACGUACAGCCUAGCGUACAAAUAUUGAAAAUAAAUGUAUUAUGUGACUAAUAAAAGUGUCGUACAUCCUUUUUUUUUAUAAA
Messenger RNA from Wasmannia auropunctata (little fire ant), 4289 nucleotides. Its product is annotated as importin-4-like. The transcript is spliced from 15 exons. The record is from RefSeq and is a predicted model, not a curated record. Gene Ontology annotation, cellular component: cytoplasm; nucleus. The coding region runs from base 186 to 3431 and encodes 1081 amino acids. NCBI's taxonomy places the organism in Eukaryota, Metazoa, Arthropoda, Insecta, Hymenoptera, Formicidae. Gene Ontology annotation, biological process: protein import into nucleus. Gene Ontology annotation, molecular function: nuclear import signal receptor activity; small GTPase binding.